Molecule: messenger RNA, 741 nt
Organism: Opisthorchis viverrini
Lineage: Eukaryota; Metazoa; Platyhelminthes; Trematoda; Opisthorchiida; Opisthorchiidae
Exons: 4
Coding region: 1-741 (246 amino acids)
Source: RefSeq, a predicted model, not a curated record
AUGCUACCAGAAGGAAGCAUGAGGGCUGGAAUACUGCCAGGUUGCCCAAGCCCGGACAGGGGAAGUCGAGAGGCAGAUGUCGGGUUCGAACCACAGGGCCCUCCGGUCUGUAAUUCGCAAUCCAACCACUUCGGCCAUCUCGCCAUCAGUAUAUGCAAGAAGAAGCAGAUAAUCUGUCAUCCAGUGUUUGCGUCACGUGAGGGAAGCUCUACGCGAGGUACUGAACUGACCGCGCUCCCUGGAUGCAAACAACAACCUAAUGGUGUGAUGUUUAUUGCGUCCACCGCAGGUUCAUUGAUGCCCCAGUUGAACUGGUGGACGCGCAGAGAUACCAGUAGUACGACCGGCCUUCUAUCUGCCGAGCUAGUGGAAACAACAGCGGCAAUGGAAAAUGCUUUGACAAAUCAGGAGCACAGGGUUAAGAUGAUACAAACGAGAUGGUCCAAGUGGUUAGAGCGGAAAUUAACUGACCGGAAGGUCCGUGGUUCGAACCCGAUUUCUGCCUCUCGACUUCCCCUGUCUAGGCCUGGGCAACCUCGUAGUAUCCCAGCCCUAAUGUUCCCUUCUGGUGGCAUGGCAGUAUGUUUGUUCAUAGCCACACCACUCUCGUUUGAACGGUCGUGCUGCUGUUCUGGGGUAAUUAUUCCGGUGAGUCCACACCAAAGGGAAGCACUGGACUCAAGUUUCGCUCUUAUUAGAGCUCAUCAGCAGUACAUAUCCAAUGGCCAUGCCGGGAUUUGA